CCCCGGGUCAGGAAUUAAAACUGGUACUGGAGAUAAAUGAAAGCGAAAGUGCGCUGCGUUUGUUUCUUCAGCUGAAUGGAGGCUGCCGAAACCGCCAGUAAACCGAAGAGAACAUUCAAACUCUAAACAUGUUCUGUAAUGUAGCUGUUAUAUGCUUUUGGUUACUAAAUGCAGGCAGCUUCUCUGCCUGCUUUACCCUGAAGCAGUCCGGGAGGAUGAUGUGCUCCUUUGUGGAGGAGCAGUACUAUUUGGGGGAGAGCAUGGGACCGGAGAUUCAGUACCUCCAGAGGAAUGCCCUGCUGCUGCUGAACAGCCCCGACACGGAGGAGGAGAGGGCAGCCAGGGCCAGAGAAUUCCAGCACAGCGGGGUCAUCACAUUCCUGGUGAAAGAUCCGUCUCUGCAUGUGGCCCGCCACGCUGAUGAGGACACAGACAAGCUGCAGUGUGAGAUGAAGAGGUACAGCACAGCGGGGAUCCAUGUGCCCUGGCCUGGGGCAGGAGGAGUCGGGUCAGAUACCCCAGACAACUGGUUCACCUGCACCAUCAAACACAGAGAAAACCAGUUCAGUGUGACAGCCUUCCUCCGGCAGCCUCCCUCCCCGGAGAGCGAGCUGCGUAUCGGAGACACGGACACCCUGCGUGUGUCGGCCGUGUUCGUGGUGCACUCCGGUCCUACCGUGGUGGAGACGGCCCUGCGGCGAGACGUGCGGCUGGACUGCGGUUUCUCCGUGGACCACGCCAGACCCGACGUGACGGUGGAGUGGCGGUUGCAGCUGCGCGGGGACCGGAGGAAGCUGUUCUCGUACGCGUCCCGCAGCGGGCAGGCGGAGCGGCUGGAGGGGGAGGUGUCGGUGGCAGAGAUCCCUCGCGGGAACGCCUCGCUGCGGCUCGCCGGCGUCACGCUGAAGAGCGAGGGCACCUACGUCUGCUCUGUGUACGUGCCCCCGCUGUACAGCAGCCAGGACAUCCAGCUCGACAUCGUGGAGAGCCCCAGGGUCUCCGUUAGCCCCUCCUCGUCCCUGACUCUGCGGGAGGGGGCGGAGGAGAAGCUGGUGUGUGACAUCGAUGGCUACUACCCACUGGACGUGCAGGUGGAAUGGCUGCGGGAGGUCCCGGGGGAGCGCAGGCUGCCACACGUGGUCAAGCACAUCCUGUUCACCAGCCACCGCCACAACAUGGACGGCACCUACGGGAUCUCUGCCUUCUUCCUGCUGCGCGCCUCGCUGCAGGACCACGGAGUCGACUACACCUGCCGCGUCUCCCACAAGUCCCUGCGGGUCUCAAUCCGUAAGAGCGUGCGCCUGGCCGUGGAGGCUGCUCCACAGAUUGGUACGAUCCUACUUGGAUUUCUAUUCUUCGUUCUGUUAAUAAUGUUGGCUGUUCUGUUGAAGUACCUUCACAAAGCAAGAGAAACGAGCAACAAGAAGAAACCGUACUAAACAGAGAGCAUGAAGAGUGUAGCCGCAGUGCUUGGAUUCGCCUCCUUCCUUCUUUCCUGAGCUCCAAGGCAGAGGGGUGGAUCCGCUCCCUGUGCUACAGAACUGCCACACACUGCUCUGCGGAGAUGUGCAUCAGGUGAAAGGAUGCCAUUGAAUUAACAGCACCUUGUUUGCUGGGAAUGUAGAUUUGCUUGUUAUGAAACUGGCUGUAAAUCUUUGCAUUUGAUUGUACAGCAUUUGAGCUAGAAUAGCAUAUUUUGUCCUAGGAAGUGAAAUUUAAAGCACUAUUUUUAAGUUGGUUUAAAUACUUUACAAAGUGUUUGAUUUUAAGUGGGUGAAUUGAUUGAACUUGAUAAAUAAUAAAAAAAAUAUUUAAAUUUUAA
Messenger RNA from Acipenser ruthenus (sterlet), 1822 nucleotides. Its product is annotated as tapasin-related protein-like. Lineage: Eukaryota; Metazoa; Chordata; Actinopteri; Acipenseriformes; Acipenseridae. The record is from RefSeq and is a predicted model, not a curated record. Bases 129 to 1439 code for a protein of 436 amino acids. The transcript has 9 exons.